Cladophialophora immunda is the source of this 3603-nucleotide messenger RNA. RefSeq lists its product as uncharacterized. Lineage: Eukaryota; Fungi; Ascomycota; Eurotiomycetes; Chaetothyriales; Herpotrichiellaceae. Gene Ontology annotation, biological process: GPI anchor biosynthetic process. Bases 265 to 1719 code for a protein of 484 amino acids. The record is from RefSeq and is a predicted model, not a curated record. Gene Ontology annotation, molecular function: GPI mannosyltransferase activity; alpha-1,4-mannosyltransferase activity. Gene Ontology annotation, cellular component: membrane; glycosylphosphatidylinositol-mannosyltransferase I complex. The transcript has a single exon.
UGUCCUAAAUCUGUGCCGUUCAAGAAUGUUUCGCGUCCACCCUCCCAGAGCCUGACAAAACGCCAGCGUCCACUACGAAGCACGAGGCACUAAUGCGGCCGCCCUGCGGAGACUGAAAUAAAACCUCCAAUGGACAUCAAACCGUUGUUUGAAAUCGCCUCGCCUGGACGCCUUCAAAAUGUUUGCAUACUCGCCAUAGGAAAGGAGACCUGACUCGAUCCUACCUCGUUCCUAGGGAACAACACAAGGCAUGCUGCCGGCCUCAUGGCUUCGCUCCUAAAGUCCCUCCUCUCAUCCCGCGCCACCGUCUUCACCUCAGCCUUCCUCCUUCGGGCCAUCCUCCUUGUCUAUGGCAUAUAUCAGGACUCGGUUUCCGCCCUGAAAUACACGGACAUCGACUACUACGUCUUCACAGACGCCGCCCGAGCCGUAUCUAGGCAUUCAUCUCCCUAUGACCGUGCCACAUACCGAUAUACUCCCCUUCUAGCAUGGAUUCUGUUACCCACCAGCUGGGGAGGACUGUGGUUUCAUUUCGGCAAGACGCUGUUUGCUCUGUCCGAUCUGAUCGCUGGAUGGCUCAUCCUGAGGCUUUUAAAGAGACAAGGCCUGGAAGAGCAACGAGCUCUGCAAUACGCCGCCGUGUGGCUCCUGAACCCAAUGGUUGCAAACAUCAGUACACGCGGAAGCAGCGAAGGUCUCCUUUGCGUUCUGGUCAUGGCUCUGCUCUGGGCGUUUGAGACCAAGAAAACUAUAUUGUCAGGACUGCUGCUGGGAAUGUGCGUUCACUUCAAGAUAUACCCUUUCAUUUACGGAGCGAGCAUGCUGUGGGCGCUGGAGACACCUUCGGCAAAUCCGUCCGCAACAAAUCUAUUGCAACCUGUUGUACACUUCAUCAACAGGAGCCGCAUUUUGCUGCUUUUGACCUCGAUAUCAACCUUUACUGCGCUCAAUCUCCUCAUGUACAAGAUCUACGACUUUCCGUUCCUCCAACACACGUUUCUCCACCACUUGACUCGGAUCGACCACCGACACAAUUUCUCCCCGUACAAUACCCUUCUUUACCUCUCCUCGGCGCAGUCGGCGAACCCAACGCUUGCACACCUGCGCUCAUCAAUCUCCUUCGAGUCUUUCGCGUUCAUUCCCCAGCUCCUUCUCUCCACGAUCCUCAUCCCCAUUGGUCUAGCAAAGCGCGAUCUUCCAACAACCAUGCUGGCGCAGACCCUCGCUUUCGUGACUUUCAAUAAGGUCUGCACGUCGCAGUAUUUCCUCUGGUACCUCAUCUUCCUGCCACUUUACCUGCCCAAUUCGUCAUUACUCGCGAGGCCCUCGCUGGGGCUAACGGCUUUGGCUCUUUGGGUCCUUGGGCAGGCGAUCUGGCUACAGCAGGGCUAUCAACUCGAGUUCUUGGGGAGGAGCUCUUUUGUCCCGGGCCUCUUCGCGGCAAGUCUCGCUUUCUUCGGGAUCAACUGUUGGAUAUUGGGGCUCGUGGUGGGCGACGUUGUUGACAGGUCUCCAAGCUCGACCGCGACAACUAACGCGCAACGAGGCACCAAAUCUUCGUCACCGACAACAGCCACGGGAACGGGGGCUACAGCGAGCGUCUCCGAGCUCAAGGCGAGGCCACCCCGCGACAGGCCGCGUGGGAAUGCUAGCAUCGACACGAGCGGGAUUGCCAAUGUGCAUUUAGGGCCGAGGGAUCGAGUGUUGAAAAGCAACUGAGCCCACACAGCGUGAGCGCCUGCGUCGCAUGAACCGGGCACAUCAGACCACGGAGGGGCUUUGGAGAGUUAAGGGACUGUGCGACUAGUGACCAUGUCAGAAACUCUCAAAGGACUCGUCCGAGACCGUUGUGUGAGGGUGAAAAGCAAAAUGUGAACUUUUUUGGUUUCAAAAGAGCAUAAUCCCGUCCGGAUACACACACAUUACCCACCAAUAUUCUCCCUGCUGGUCAAUCUGGGGUUUGAUCUUCAAUCCAAGUAACCUCCCGUCCAAUCCAUUUGUUUCACCCAAAACAUGUAAUCCAGCAAGCCCUAUUCCUGUGGUCGGACCAGAUGUCUUCCGCCGCCUGCACAACCGAACACCUUCCUCGAACGCUAUCCCCCCGCCAUAUUUUCUCGUAAACAGAGCCGUGGUACUGUGGUAAUCAAAAGCCGAGUUCACGCCAUGCAAAACACAAACGACGCAGAGAAUCGCAGCGCAACACAGAGACGGAGCAAAAGCCCCUUGAUUGCAGAUCGAUGGCUGGCAACGAGAAAAAGAUGGCUUCGGACCCAAGCAAGAAACUUUUUGCCCCCGCCCGACCUUUGUCGCUCCUGACAUUAGGAUUUCCUCAUCGCAUCAAUACAUACACGGCUCGUCACUUGCUGGCCAAUUGUCCCUCCGUCCAGAAUAUGCAAAGUUAGAUCUCGUGGUCGACAAUAGCUGAGGUUGCAAAACUCCCAAUGUUCGUCCAAAGAGCCAAGCAAUGCCCUCAACGCCGCCAAAAUGGCGUUAUGAGCCUCCGAGCGGUCCUCUGUUUCUGCAUGGAAGACAGCUCAAAGGAAUGGGAGCUCAACCGCCCCUCGCGUCAACAAGAAUCUUAUAGCUGCUCGUCUUGAUACUUCGUGGCCUCCACUUUGGAUAAAGACUGCUGGGUAUGAUGAUUCCCAAGGGAUUUGUCGGAGACGCCGGUCCAAGACCACCAUCAGGAGGCGGACCCCCAAUGCCAGUCGAGGGAGGAUUGGAAGAGCUCGACUCCGAGGAUGACGGCUUAUGGUAGCUCCCUGGACACUCGAUCCCCUCACCCAACUCCUCGUACUCAAGGUCAGGCAUCAACUCGCUCAGCCUCUCCACAAUCUCCUCGUUCCAAACACCGUACACCCUGCCCUUUUCCAACAGCCAGUACGGGUUUAAUAGCGUGCAAGGAGAAUCCAAAUCAAUGUAUCUGAUUCUCACAUACUCCAAAUUCGGGAAAAGAGGCAGCGCUUCGACGGUGUUGAGGACCAGGCGUUCAAACGCCUUGAUGAAGACGAGAUUGGUGAUUCCAGCACCAUCGGCGAUGACACCGCCCAAUUCGUGCGUAAGUGUUUCUCCGGUGGUUGGGUCGGUUGCGGUGACUCGUUGCCGACAACACGAUUUUACCACUAUCUCGAGAUGCUUGAGUCUGGGUUCCUCUGUUUUUUGCGCUUGAGAAGAGAGGGCAGAGCACGCGCUAGUCCACAGACACUCGCAGAUCUUUCCCGUGAAUGAGAGUGAUUCGAGUUGUGGAAGGACACGACCGAGGUGCUCGCAGAGAUGUCGUUGUACACCACUCGACCCAGGAGCAAAGCUUGAGCCAAGUGUCGUUGUAUCUUUGCUGUACAUUCCAUCAAGAGAGAUGUUGACAUGACGAAGUCUCGAGGGGAGAUAUGUGAGGAUGUCAUUGAUCGUGGCGUCCGCCUCAACACGAGGUCUCGCGUAGCCGCAAUGCCACUCCUCAACGUUCGGCAGAGCAUCCUCAAUAGUCUUCCAAUGUUGAUAGUUGCGCAUUAUAUUCCAGGCACCACGCAUAGCGAAGGUGCGAAUAUUUGGUAGUCUGUCCAGACGCUGAUUCGGGUCAGGGAAGAGUGUUUUUGGAAAGUGCCG